CCGAGGCCAGUCACGCGCUUGCAUCACAAGACUGCAACAGAAUGCUUUCGUUUCUCGUCGCUCUACUUGCUCUCGUUGCUGUCUCUCGUUCGCAAUUGGAGACGCACGUUCCUAACGUGCCCGUUGGUGUUGUGAUACACAACGGAAGCGCUUCAAGUCACAUCCACAUCGAUGCCUUCUACGACUUACUGUGCCCCGACUCAAAGAACAACUGGCCGAUAUUGCAACACAUCAUGGAACAUUUCAGCGACGCGUUAACAAUGCGUAUCGUAUUGUUCCCUCUACCCUUUCAUCACCACACGUUUUUCGUUACACGAGCAGCCUACACCGUCGUCCAGCACAACGAGAACGUAUACAGGCAAUUGGUGUCUCUGAUAUUUGAAAAACAGAUUGAAUUGAAGGCCGGCGCUGUCAAUCUCACUGAAGAUGAAGUUCGUGAGCGAAUCGCGAGUAUCAUCGCGUCGGGUGGCUUGGGUGUCACAUACGCACAGGUGAUGGCAGGAUUUAGUGACGACUCGACGUACAACAGAGGUGUCCUGGACUGGAAGCAUUCAUGCGAUCGUUCUGUGUCGGAGACGCCGAGUUUUGUAAUCAAUGGCAUCAAGGUCCCAGAAGCCAGCAAUUUUUCAAUGGGAGAUUGGGUGAGUGCGAUUGAAGGGUUGUUGAAACCGCAGUGAGGUCAGCUGCCGGAAAUUGAUUUACUGAAUGUCUUGCUUUUGGUCUACUACAUGUAUUUUUUGGUAAACAUUGUGGUUGCUGGAGUAGGUAGAUUACAUGUAUUUGAAUGUGUAACUUAAAGUCUGGAUGUCCACUAACUGUGAUAGUAGCU
This is a messenger RNA of Corticium candelabrum, 829 nucleotides long. RefSeq lists its product as uncharacterized. Bases 42 to 677 code for a protein of 211 amino acids. The record is from RefSeq and is a predicted model, not a curated record. Lineage: Eukaryota; Metazoa; Porifera; Homoscleromorpha; Homosclerophorida; Plakinidae. The transcript is spliced from 8 exons.